Molecule: messenger RNA, 1794 nt
Organism: Fragaria vesca subsp. vesca
Lineage: Eukaryota; Viridiplantae; Streptophyta; Magnoliopsida; Rosales; Rosaceae
Product: leucine-rich repeat receptor protein kinase EXS-like
Exons: 4
Coding region: 1-1794 (597 amino acids)
Biological process (GO): protein phosphorylation
Molecular function (GO): protein binding; protein kinase activity; ATP binding
Source: RefSeq, a predicted model, not a curated record
AUGUCGUUUGUGCAAGAAAAUGCGCUAGAAGGAAAUGUUCCUACCGUUGUCUUCAACAUGUCUUCUUUGAUUACUUUGACUCUAUUUGGAAACUAUUUAAAGGGCAGACUUCCGGACAAUAUGUGCCAGAAUCUUCCUCGUAUUCAAGAGUUGUAUUUUAGUCAUAACCAGCUUGAAGGUCCACUUCCAUCCAUAUAUUGGCAUUGCAAACAACUUGUCAAUUUAAGAUUGGGGCGUAACAACUUCAUUGGAAGCAUACCCAAAAAUAUUGGAAAUGCAACUGAGUUAUCGCAGGAAGUAAAUGUUCUCUCUUGCUUGGAAAAUCUCAAAAUGUUGAGGCACUUGGCCUUCAAUACAAACCCAUUAAAUGCCUACCUCCCUAUUUCCUUCUUUCGAAAUCUAUCUACAUCACUUCAGGAUGUUUAUCUAUACGACUGCAACUUGAGAGGUAAUGUACUUGAUGAUGUAGGCAACUUGAGCAGCUUGGCAGUUUUAUCCAUGUAUAACAACAAAUUAAGUGGAUCAAUCCCAGCCUCACUAGGAAAUUUGAAAAAUCUCCAGGGUUUGAGUUUGGGCAGUAACGAAUUGCAAGGACACAUCCCGGAUGAACUUUGUCAACUAAAAUACCUUGCUAUCUUAGGGUUGCAUGGUAACCAGCUCUCUGGCUCUAUACCUUCUUGUUUGGGUCACCUGGUCACUGCACUAAGAUAUCUCUUCUUACAUUCCAAUUUGUUGAGUUCCACAAUACCAUCUAGUUUGUGGGGACUCACAUAUAUCUUGGAUCUAUACUUGUCAUCCAAUAACCUAAGUGGAUCUCUCUCGGAAGAUGUUGGUAAUUUAAAAGUUGUCAUAGUUAUCGAUUUAUCAAACAACCACUUUUCUGGUAGUAUACCGAGCAACAUUGGGAAUCUACAAACGUUGCAGAAUCUCUCCUUGGAGAAUAACAACUUCAAAGGCCUUAUUCCUAGUUCACUUGGAAAAUCCCUCAGCGUGGUACUUUUGGACUUGUCCAAAAACAAUCUGUCUGGAAUGAUUCCAAAGUCACUUGAAUCACUCAAAUAUCUCAAGAUUUUGGAUCUAUCUUUCAACAAACUCCAAGGAGAAAUCCCAACAGGUGGACCUCUUCGAAACUUCUCUGCUCAAUCAUUUGUGUCGAGUGGGAAGCUCUGUGGUGCUUCCCGGUUCCAUGUCCCAGCAUGCAAGAACAGUAUAUUUGAAGCACAUUCAACUAACUCAAGCAGAUCCAUCUCCAAGUACAUUAUCCUAGGGAUAUUGUCAGCAAUGUUCAUUGUGUCCUCCGUUUGGAUAGUGAUACUACGUAGAAGAAACAAUGUGGAAGCUGCAGAAGAGAAUGAACUGUUAUCUCAACUUCUAUGGAGAGUUUCACACAUUGAACUUGUUCGAGCAACAAAUGCAUUUGAUGAAAGAAACUUACUUGGCACUGGUGGUUUUGGUUCAAGAUUGAGUAUUAUGAUAAAUGUUGCAUCGGCAUUGGAAUACCUUCAUCAUGGUUAUGAACCAUCUAUUGUUCACUGUGAUUUGAAACCCAGCAAUAUCCUACUAGAUGAUGAGGAUAUGAGUGCACAUGUUGCUGACUUUGGCAUUGCAAAACUCUUGUGUGGAAGAGAUUCCAUGACCCAAACCAUCACUCAAGCCACAAUUGGAUAUAUGGCCCCAGAAUCACCAGAAAAGAGGGUGAAUAUGCAAGAUGCUCUAGCCACACUGAACAAGAUCAAGAUCAAGUUUUUGAAGGGCGCUACCGGAGGUGUGGUGUUGAACCGUUCUCUUGUUUAG